AUGGAAGCCACAACCCCCGCAAGAAUUGCACUAUGGAAGCAAUCAUCGCUGGCACCGGAGCGGGACCAAGGGUCCCGUGAUGAUCUGGCGGGAGAAAACGAAGAUGGUGAUUUGGAUGUAAUUGAUCCGGGAGUAAGGUUAAUGUACUUGACGAACGAGGGAGAUUUGGAUGGAAUUAAGGAGCUUCUGGACUCGGGCACAGACGCCAAUUUCCGGGAUAUUGAUGACCGGACUGCACUACACGUCGCCGCGUGCCAGGGUUACAGUGAUGUGGCCAAGGUGUUACUUGAGAACGGGGCUCAGGUCAACCCCCAAGAUCGAUGGGGAAGCACGCCUCUUGCAGAUGCUAUACAUUAUAAUAAACACGAUGUAAUCAAACUAUUGGAGAAACAUGGUGCGAAGCACUCGAUGGCUCCCAUGCAUGUCAAAAAUGCCCGUGAGGUACCAGAAUACGAGAUUUAUCCCAGCGAACUUGAUUUUACGAACAGUGUUAAAAUAACCAAGGGAACCUUCCAAAUAGCUUCAUGGCGAGGAAUUGAAGUUGCUGUGAAAACAUUUUGGGAGGGAUUUGCUGAUGAAGAUAAAGUGAAGGCCUUUAGAGAUGAGCUUGAUUUGCUUCAGAAAAUAAGGCAUCCAAACGUUGUCCAAUUUCUUGGUGCUGUAACACAAAGUAGUCCAAUGAUGAUUGUUACAGAAUACUUACCAAAGGGUGACCUUCGUGAAUUUUUGAAAAUAAGAGGAGCACUUAAACCAGCAACAGCUGUCAGAUUUGCUAUGGAUAUUGCCAGGGGAAUGAAUUAUUUACAUGAAAAUAAGCCUGAAGCAAUUAUUCACCAAGAUCUUGAGCCCUCAAAUAUCUUGCGGGAUGAUUCUAGACAUCUGAAAGUUGCAGACUUUGGAGUAAGCAAGUUACUCAAAGCGGCCAACAGAAUUAAACAAGAUAGACCGCUUACCUUUCACGACACAUCUCGCCGAUAUAUGGCUCCUGAGCUUUUCAGAAAUGAAGAUUAUGACACCAAAGUGGAUGUUUUCUCAUUUGCUUUGAUCUUACAAGAGAUGAUUGAAGGCUUCCAACCGUUCUAUGCAAAGCCAGAAAAUGAAGUACCUAAAUUAUUUGCUGCGAAAGAGCGCCCUCCAUUUAGAGCCUCCGCAAAGUUUUAUGCCCAUGGACUUAAAGAGUUGAUUGAAGAGUGUUGGAGUGAGAAACCAGCUGGCAGACCGACAUUCAAGCAAAUAAUUCCUAGACUAGAGGCAAUGUAUAACAGCUUUAGCCAUAAAAGGCGUUGGAAGGUUAGACCAUUAAAAUGCUUUCAGAAUUUGGACUGGAAGAAAGAUAUGUCCAAUUUAGGUAGCCGGAGUCGUUCAUCCAGAUCUACAGGAAGCAUAUAA
Molecule: messenger RNA, 1389 nt
Organism: Fraxinus pennsylvanica
Lineage: Eukaryota; Viridiplantae; Streptophyta; Magnoliopsida; Lamiales; Oleaceae
Source: the annotation of a GenBank genome assembly